This is a messenger RNA of Lacerta agilis (Sand lizard), 1677 nucleotides long. RefSeq names its product homeobox B5 (gene HOXB5). The coding region runs from base 471 to 1364 and encodes 297 amino acids. The record is from RefSeq and is a predicted model, not a curated record. Gene Ontology annotation, molecular function: DNA-binding transcription factor activity, RNA polymerase II-specific; RNA polymerase II cis-regulatory region sequence-specific DNA binding. The transcript has 2 exons. Gene Ontology annotation, biological process: anterior/posterior pattern specification; regulation of transcription by RNA polymerase II. Gene Ontology annotation, cellular component: nucleus. NCBI's taxonomy places the organism in Eukaryota, Metazoa, Chordata, Lepidosauria, Squamata, Lacertidae.
UGUAAAAGGUAGGCACGGAAUCAGAGCGCGUUACUCUUUCUUUUAUUUAUUUAUUUUUAAAAAACCUGGGUGAGCUUAUCCUCCAUGCCGGCUAACUCUUCCUUUGCCCAGUAGGUGGCGCAGUCCGCCAACAAGGAGCCACCUCUGCUUUCUGAUUCCUCCCCCCCUUCUUUCCUCCCCCUUUUGGAAGCCGCGCAUUGACAUGGGCCUAACGAUUCUCGGAUCGUCAUUAUUUGUAACCAUAGAGCAUGAAUUGCCUCUUGAGGUCAUCAGUGAGAAUUUACGACUGGUCAACAAAAGCACGUGAUUCCCAAACGCACCCCCCACCCCACCCCCAUAUUUGGCCGCAUACAUAGCAAAAACGAAGUACAGUGCAUCGCUAUAAUUCAUUAAUACAUCAUAAAUCCUCAAGCACAGGGGUUAUAACGACCACGAGCCCCACAAAUCAAGCCCUCCAAAAUACAACCCAAAUGAGUUCUUACUUUGUAAACUCGUUCUCAGGACGCUAUCCUAAUGCCCCAGACUAUCAGCUGUUAAAUUAUGGGACCGGCAGUUCCAUGAACGGAUCUUAUAGAGAUCCAGGCAACAUGCACGCCGGCUCUUAUGGUGGAUACAACUACAAUGGGAUGGAUCUGAGCAUCAGCCGUUCAACCUCCUCCUCCAGCCACUUUGCAACGGUUGGGGAGAGCUCCCGCGCCUUCCCUGCCCAAGCCGCGCCGGAGAGCAGGUUCAGGCAGGCGUCGAGCUGCUCCUUGUCCUCUCCCGAGUCCCUCCCUUGCACCAGCACCAGCAGCAGCACCAGCAACAACAACAACAACAACAACGGCGGCGGCGGAGGCGGCGGCGGCAGCAGCAGCAGCAACGGCGAGAGCCAUGGAGGCAAAGCAGCCUCGUCUUCCCCCGCCGACCAGGCAGCUUCGGUCGGCACGGCCAACGCCACCAGUUUCACAGAGAUAGACGAAACCAGCGCGUCUUCGGGAACAGAAGAGAGCGGCUCCCAAGUCAACAGCAACGGCGUCAGAGCUCAGGCAGAGCCCAUCGCCACGUCCACGCCAGCCACAGAAGGACAGAGCCCACAGAUAUUCCCCUGGAUGCGAAAACUUCAUAUUAGCCAUGAUAUGACUGGACCGGAUGGUAAACGAGCGCGGACGGCGUACACUCGCUACCAGACCCUGGAACUGGAGAAGGAGUUUCACUUUAAUCGCUACCUCACCCGCAGAAGGCGAAUAGAAAUAGCCCACGCUUUGUGUCUCUCCGAAAGACAGAUAAAAAUCUGGUUCCAAAACAGGCGAAUGAAGUGGAAGAAAGAUAACAAACUCAAAAGUAUGAGUUUAGCGUCUGGUGGCAGCGCUUUCCAGCCUUAAAUUAUAUCAAGGGGGGAAUAGUAAGAAAUAGAAGUGUGGGGCGGGGUGGGGGGGAGAAGAAAAGAAAGAAAGAAAGUGAGAAAGUUUAAAACUAAAACUAAAAAAAAAGCAACAACCAGUCUCUUUUUUUUUAAGUUUGGAGUACUGUAAAGUGAAGCACUUUCCAUUCAGCAUGCUGUUGGUUGAUUUAUUAUAAUUAUUGUUAUUAAACAACUUCGGUGGUACUGUUAUUCCAGGACUGUGUCCUUUGCUGCGAUUUCCCCCCUCUAAAUUAAAAUAAAUAAAAUAAAGUUAUUUCCAGAGGCUUCUUUAA